UCCGACGCUACGACGGCUAUUUAAAAAAAUAAAUUAAAAAAAUCAUGGCCAUGGCGGUCACGAUGCUGACGAAGAAGUGUCUUCCUCCACCUCACGAAGUGACAGGAGGAGGAGGAGGAGGAGGAGGAGAAAGAGGAGAAGGAAACGGAAGAGUAGAAGGAGGAGGAGGAGGAGUAGGAGAAAUUCGAGAAAGAGGACGAAGAGGAGGAGGAAGAGGAGGAGGAGGAGAAAUAGGAGAAAGAGGAGGAGGAGGAAGAGGAGGAGGAGGAAGAGGAGGAGGAGGAGGAGGAGGAGGAGGAGGAAGUGGAGAUGGAGGAGGAGGAGACAUCUCACUGAUCCCUAGCCAUGGCAGAUCCUUGGGAUUAGGACCGGAAGCAGGAGCGGCAAAUGAGUGCCAGGAAGGCCAAAACGAUGACCGGCACAAUGGAGCCGAAGAUGAUCGCGGCGAUUGUCUCAUCACUCCUAUUGCUCUCUUCUGCGCCUAUGUUCCUUGGAUUGCUCCAGCUACUACGAUAGAUCGUUGGUCCCUGGUAUGGCCCCUCUAUACAGAUUCUGAAGAAGAAGACGAAGAUAGGGAGUCGGACGUCAUCCUGUCGACCGUGCAGCGUGCUGGGAUCGAGAUGAGGCGGAGGUUAGAGACAGCGCUGCGUUCGCAAGGGGACAAGGUGACAUUAAAGGCUCCAGUGAGCCAAUUGAAGCGCGUUAAGMGAAAUCCGCUGCUGAGUCUGGAGAGGGUCAGGAGAAGGAAAAGGGUCAGCUUGAACGUGCACGUAAUCGUGCCACGUGGUGCUGCAGGAUUGCCUGCGCACAGAAAUGAUCGACGAUCACAAUCAUUGAAGAGACGUCUGGUGGAGGUAGAACAGGUGGAGGUGGUGACGGUGGGGGUAGGGGUGUGGAUGGGGGUGGGGGUGGGGCUGGGCGUGGUACCGCAAAACGUUUUUCUUCCAAGGUCACGUGGCCAAUCUCCUGCUUCGGAAUCCGUUCCUUUGGAAGCCAUGUGCUGCGCGCCGAGUCGUCGUCGUCGUCUUCUCAACCUUCCGUUCUCACCGCUCUCCUUGCCACCGGCCAUGGCUCCUCCUACCCGUACUAUCGAAUUCGCCGCCGACAUCCUCAAGCCGGCUUGGCUAUGGAGGAGGAAUUCUUUACGAACCUCUCCGUUGCUUACAGACGACCGGGCUGACACCUCCGGCUAACGGUAGCCAGCCCUGCUCUGAAGGUACGGACUCCAGUAUCUCUCUCUCUCUCUCUCUCCUGUUGCGGAAUUCCUUACGAACCCCUCCGUUGCUUAGAACGACCAGGCUGACAACCCCGGCUAACGGUAACCAGCCCUGCUCUGAAGGUACCACUCUCUCUCUCUCUCUCUCUCUCUCUCUCUCUCUCUCUCUCUCUCUCUCUCUCGUUCGUUCGUUCGUUCGUAUGGGCUCCGGUAGUGGUGUCAACUCUCUCUCUCUCUCUCUCUCUCUCUCUCUCUCUCUCUCGCUCGCUCGCUCGCUCGCGCGCGUGCGCGCAACAUACACGCACAGAGGCACCUCGCGGCCGGCCUCUCCUGGAAAUGAUUACCUUCUCAGUGACAAUUGAUCAGGAUAAUCCCAACGUAUGUCCUCCAUCUAGAACCGAAAUCCCGAACC
This is a messenger RNA of Chara braunii, 1628 nucleotides long. The record is from the annotation of a GenBank genome assembly. NCBI's taxonomy places the organism in Eukaryota, Viridiplantae, Streptophyta, Charophyceae, Charales, Characeae.